AUGUCGUCGCCACCUUCGCCGGCGUCGAAGCUACUUCCCUGGGGACGACUCGUGCUGCUCGCCAAAAAGAAGGGCGAGGCUCUGCCUGACCUCUUCGACUUGUCUCGCUCCAUGCACCGCAUCGGCCGCGUACCCAAUCGCUCUGAUCUCAUCAUCCCCAAGAAAUACAUCAGUACCCUCCACUGCAUCAUCCGACUACAUGGAAGUCGCUACGGUCUCUGGGUAAAUCGCAAAAAAGUCGGGAUCCGCAGGAAGGUGCAACUGAAGAAAGGUUAUGUGAUUCACUUCGCGGACCCCGACACGACAGAAGUGUCGGAACUCGCAUACAAAUUUGAGAUAUUGCCCAGUGGACUAACGAAAAAGAACGAGGAACUUCAUGCCCAACUGAGCGCGGAUGAAAAGUCUGUGGCUGGUCGCACUCGCAAGCGUGUCCAUGAAGAGCUCCAGGCUACGCAGAGUCCUACCAAGGUGGUUGUGUCGCCUCCACGUCCUCGGCCAGUGAAGAAAUUGCGACGGGUUACCAUAACUCAACAGCUGAGUCAAGAAGAGGACGUCAGUGAGCCAGAUACUGAGCCAAGUAACACAUCUGCCACGCAACAGGCAGCUUCGUCAAGUGGCACGUCGACCAUAGCUGCUGGUAAGAGGCGACGUCGCGCCGCUGUCCCAGCUCCAGACAGCAAACUCGCCGAGAAGCACGAUGAGCUAUUGGUGCUGUUUGCUGAGAAUUCUCUCACCCUGAAAAGGCAGUCCAAGCAACUGGAGCAGGCGCAACAGGAGCUGGAGACUUUGCGGAAAGAACACGAGGCGAUGAAAAAGACCCGUGAGGACGAGGUAAAGAAGGUCAAGGAGCAAGCUGCUACUGAUCGGGCCAAGAAAGAUGCAGAGACCAAGCAGAAACUGGACGAGAUUCGUCACGAACGCGACGUUUUGAAGAAGACACUCCACCAAAUUUUGGACCAGAACUCCAACGUGCGACCUGUAGUCGAACUGACUGCUGAGCUUGAAAAAUUGAAGCGUCAAAUCAAAGCUGGGCAUGACGAGCUGGCUUUCCAGAACCGACAGCGAAGUCUCUCUCAGACGACCCCUCCUUCUAAGAAACAACUCGUUCAGCUUGAAAGGUGGACACAGGAAAUUCAACGGCGUCAGGCAGAACAAGAAAUGUCAAUUCGGUUGGUACAGCAACUGGCCAAACACAUUAAAGGCUCGGCAGUGCAAGCCAACACACAAGCCAACUUGUCGGGGUCCAGCGAGUCGCAAGACUCGAUAGAUGCUGCACAUCCACGCAGCGAUCGCCGCAACUCGCAGCUGUCGAAUGAGCAAUCCGAAAUAUCGCCGAGUGACGUCCCGCUCACGGUCGAUGCAGCUGACGAAGAGACGAAGAGCGGCGAUGCUGCGCAAGGACCUCCGUUGUUCACCAUUUUUGGAGCACGCAGCUCGACGGCAGACUCCAAUAGCAGUGAAAGCAAACCCGCCACUCUGUCCAAACCGCAGUUUUUUCGUACGCAAGGUGUGAGAAGUACGGAGAGCAACGAGAGCAAGACGCAGGAAGGUGCUGGAGAUGAGACAAAGGGCAACGAGUAAAAGUUUUGCUCUGAAAAAACUCAAAAUAUAGAUACCAUGACUUUUUGAGUAC
This is a messenger RNA of Phytophthora infestans T30-4, 1633 nucleotides long. RefSeq lists its product as uncharacterized. Gene Ontology annotation, molecular function: protein binding. The record is from RefSeq and is a predicted model, not a curated record. NCBI's taxonomy places the organism in Eukaryota, Oomycota, Peronosporomycetes, Peronosporales, Peronosporaceae. Bases 1 to 1581 code for a protein of 526 amino acids. The transcript has 7 exons.